AUUAAAGAUGGAAAAGCGUAAAUCAAAAGUUUACUGAUAGUACGAUCGCGUGUCUUGACUACGAAGAUGCACCAAGAAGAACAGAUAUCGUAUAUUGGCACUGAUUUAAUAAAUAUGCUACCGGGCUAUCAAACGAAUGUUACUCCUCUCGCCACCCCUUCCUCCCAAAGCGUUAGACAUUUGAACCCUUAUCCAGCCUCUCGGGGUCAAAUCAUCAUUCGGAUUCGGAUAAAACUGGGCUUAGUAAACAGAGCCCUCCUCCAAUCAGACUUCGUUUCUCCGCAAAACACGUAAAGGGUACCUUUUCUAUAAUCAACAAACGACCCCCAUGGCAACGGCUGCAGUGAAAGAACAUUUGACAAUGUUCAUUGUCGUUCGUAAAGAUCUGACAAAGAGCUUGAGCUGGAACACAGGAAGUGUGAUGACGCAGGCUUGCCAUGCUGCAACAGCAGUCUUACACGUGACAAGGAACGAUCCGGAUACAGAAGAGUAUUUGACCGAUGUCACACGCAUGCAUAAAGUAGUCCUCGAGACGAAAAACGCAAACUCGUUGGAAAAGCUAGAAGCAGCUUUGAAGGAGCAUCAGAUACCACACUACAAGUGGGUGGAGCAGCCCGAAGAUAUCCCUACGGCACUUGCAACAGCGCCACUCCGCGAACGAACACCUGAAGUCAAAGAUGUGUUUAAAAAGCACUGCUCCCUAUAUCGAUGAUGAUCGAAGAAGAUGAUCGCUUUCUGUGUUUCGUGAUAAUGAUAACGGUGUUUGGUUGUUAUCAGGAAAAUAAAAAGAAGAAGCAUUCACCUUGUAAUAAAAAAAACGCGAUGGAUGAGAUCCAUCAAAUCUCUCUCAU
Molecule: messenger RNA, 851 nt
Organism: Zychaea mexicana
Lineage: Eukaryota; Fungi; Mucoromycota; Mucoromycetes; Mucorales; Lichtheimiaceae
Product: peptidyl-tRNA hydrolase II domain-containing protein
Exons: 4
Coding region: 329-712 (127 amino acids)
Molecular function (GO): peptidyl-tRNA hydrolase activity
Source: RefSeq, a predicted model, not a curated record